This is a messenger RNA of Salvelinus fontinalis (brook trout), 2307 nucleotides long. RefSeq names its product kelch-like protein 41b. Gene Ontology annotation, molecular function: protein binding. Lineage: Eukaryota; Metazoa; Chordata; Actinopteri; Salmoniformes; Salmonidae. The transcript has 6 exons. The coding region runs from base 162 to 1982 and encodes 606 amino acids. The record is from RefSeq and is a predicted model, not a curated record.
CUAUAUUUAGAGGGGAUAGGAUUAAAUUGCAGUAGGCAGUGGGGGAUUCAGGCUGGGAACCUUUUCCCUGCUCAGCCUUUUCUAGCCUGGACUGGGUGCCAAGAGGACCUGUGGCCAUCAUUUCUUUCCCUCUGCAAGCCACCGAUUUUUUUCCCCACACCAUGGACCCCAAAGCCAUGAAGGAGGAGCUGCGCCUCUUCCAGAGCACCUUGCUCCAGGAUGGCCUCAAGGAGCUGCUGAACGAGAACAAGUUUGUGGACUGCACUCUGAAAGUGGGUGAUCGGAGCUUCCCCUGCCAUAAACUCAUAAUGGCUGCCUGCAGCCCAUACUUCAGAGAGAUCUUCUUCUCCAAGGACGGCAAGGAGGUGGAGGCCACCAAGGAGGUGGUCCUGGACGAUGUCAAUCCAGCCAUCUUGGACAUGAUCAUCACGUAUCUGUACUCGGCCGAGAUCGAUCUCACCGACGAAAAUGUGCAGGACAUAUUUGCCGUAGCAAAUCGUUUCCAGAUUCCUUCAGUCUUCACUGUGUGUGUUAACUAUCUUCAGAAGAAGCUAUCCGUGACCAACUGUUUGGCAAUCUUCAGGAUGGGUCUGGUCCUCAACGUGCCCAGGUUGGCAGUGUCUGCCCGUGACUACAUCGCAGACCGCUUUGAUAUCCUCUCUAAAGACGAAGAGCUCCUCCAGCUGGCCGCUCAUGAACUGUUCGCUGUCAUCGGUGGCGACUCGCUCAAUGUGGAGAAGGAGGAGAUGGUGUUCGAAGCCCUCAUGAAAUGGGUCCACAACGACAAAGACAAACGUGUCCAGGUACUGGGUGACGCCUUCGAGUGCAUCCGCUUCCGCCUCAUGCCUGAGAAAUAUUUCCACGACAAAGUGGAGACGGACGAGAUCAUCAAGGCCGACCCGGAACUUCUGAAGAAGGUCCAGAUUAUCAAAGACGCGUUCCAGGGGAAACUCCCAGAGAAGAAAGACAAGGUAGCUGGGGAUAAGGGGGCGGAUGGCGAGGGUGGCGAGGCAGAGGAUGUUUUCCCAGGUUUCCUAAACGAUAACCGUCGCCACGGCAUGUACGUCCGCGACCUGAUCCUGAUGAUCAACGACACGGCAGCGGUGGCGUACGACGUCAACGAGAACGAGUGUUUCCUGGCGGCCAUGUCGGAACAGAUCCCCCGGAACCACGUCAGCCUGGCAUCACAGAAGAACCAGCUCUACCUCAUCGGAGGACUGUUUGUGGACGAGGAGGACAAGGACGCUCCCCUACAGUGCUACUUUUAUCAGUUGGACACUCUUGCAGCUGACUGGGUAGCUCUGCCCCCCAUGCCUUCCCCUAGAGCUCUUUUCAACAUGGGAGAGUGCGAGAACCUGCUGUUUGCUAUUGCUGGAAAAGACCUCCAGAGCAACGAGUGUUUAGACUCUGUGAUGUGCUAUGAUGUCCAGAAGAUGAAGUGGAGUGAGACCAAAAAGCUUCCCCUGAAGAUCCACGGCCAUUCUGUGGUCUCCCAUAAGGGCCUGGUGUACUGCAUUGGAGGAAAGACUGAUGACAACAAAGCCCUGAACAAGAUGUUUGUAUACAACCACAAGCAGUCAGAGUGGAGGGAGCUGGCUGCCAUGAAGACAGCCAGAGCCAUGUUCGGAGCUGUCAUUUACAACGGAAAGAUUGUGGUGGCCGGUGGAGUCAAUGAGGAAGGCCUCACUGCUGCAUCUGAAGUCUAUGACUUUGGAACAAACAAAUGGGAGACGUUCACAGACUUUCCCCAGGAGAGGAGCUCAGUGAACCUGCUGAGCAAUGAGGGGGCCCUGUACGCCGUGGGGGGCUUCACCUUCAUCCAGAAUGACAACAAGGAGGUGGUCCCCGCAGAGGUCACUGAUGUUUGGCAAUACGAGGAGGACAAGAAGGAAUGGAGCGGGAUGCUGAGGGAGAUGCGUUAUGCCGCUGGCUCCUCCUGUGUAUCCAUGCGCCUCAAUGCUGCCAAGAUGCCCAAACUCUAGACCCUGCCUGUGCCAUCAUGAUUCCCCAUGAUGCCCUCUGUCUGCCCGGAUUAUCAUCAUCUUCUCUGGGUAGUCUUUCCAUUUCAGUAAUAGAGGGGGUGUCACCGUCACAUGACAACUCAAAUGUGGACUCUUAUUGGUUGAUUGUGUUGAGAUAUUCUUUUUGUCACUUUAUGGUCAGAAAGUGAUAUUCUGUACAAUAAUAACAACAUCUACUUUGCGUCAGUGAAGACUGCAUCAGUAUAUUAGUUUCCCUCACUAUCGAGUUACCCACAACGUGUAUUUAGCUAGCUUUUUUGUAAAAUAAACAUUUGUUCAAAAACUC